This is a messenger RNA of Glycine soja, 4207 nucleotides long. Its product is annotated as cullin-associated NEDD8-dissociated protein 1. Gene Ontology annotation, cellular component: nucleus. Gene Ontology annotation, biological process: SCF complex assembly; protein ubiquitination. The record is from RefSeq and is a predicted model, not a curated record. The transcript has 29 exons. Lineage: Eukaryota; Viridiplantae; Streptophyta; Magnoliopsida; Fabales; Fabaceae. The coding region runs from base 224 to 3880 and encodes 1218 amino acids.
UGAAAGUGAAUAGGGCUUCAAAAGAAAGUUUUUAGGCUGUGGCAUGAGGAGCGAAGAGGCACUUGCAAUCGGAGAAGAGUAGAGAGGAAGUGCAUCCAUCGGUUUCAAUUUCUGAUCCAUUCUCUUUCCUAGGUUUCCGUUCCGCUUCUUCUCGCCGUCAGUAUUUCAACUCUGCACAAUUCAAAACAAUCAGAUUUGACGCUUGUCACAAACUUGUGGUAACAUGGCCAAUUUAGCUUUGACUGGCAUACUAGAAAAGAUGACUGGGAAGGACAAAGAUUACAGAUAUAUGGCCACAUCUGAUUUGCUGAAUGAGUUGAGCAAAACAACGUUUAAGGCCGAUGCUGAUUUGGAGGUCAAAUUGGCAAACAUCAUCAUACAACAGCUUGAUGAUGCAGCUGGUGAUGUUUCUGGACUUGCUGUCAAGUGUCUUGCUCCGUUAGUGAGGAAGGUGAGUGAGGUAAGGGUUGUGGAAAUGACCAGUAAACUAUGUGACAAAUUGCUAAAUGGGAAGGAUCAGCAUCGUGACAUUGCUAGCAUAGCUUUGAAGACAGUUGUUGCUGAAGUUUCUACUCAGUCUCUUGCACUAUCUAUUCUCCAGACUCUCACACCGCAAUUGAUAAAAGGAAUUACUGGUCCUGGAAUGGGCUCUGAGAUUAAAUGUGAAUCGCUGGAUAUUUUAUGUGAUGUCCUUCAUAAAUUUGGGAAUCUAAUGGCAGCUGAUCAUGAACUAUUAUUAAGUUCCUUGCUUUCUCAGUUGAGUUCUAAUCAAGCUAGUGUGCGCAAGAAGACUGUGGCAUGCAUUGCAUCUCUCUCUUCAAGCCUGUCAGAUGAUUUGUUGGCAAAGGCAACUGUUGAAGUUGUUACCAACUUGAAAAAGAAAGUUGCCAAGUCCGAAAUGAUCCGUACCAAUAUACAGAUGAUCGGUGCUUUGAGUCGAGCUGUUGGCUACCGAUUUGGGCCCCAUCUUGGAGACACUGUUCCAGUGCUAAUUAAUUAUUGUACUAAUGCCUCAGAAAAUGAUGAAGAGCUUCGUGAGUACAGCUUGCAGGCACUGGAAAGCUUUCUCCUAAGGUGCCCAAGGGAUAUUUCUGUUUACUGUGAUGAAAUUCUUCAUUUGACUCUAGAAUAUCUUAGUUAUGAUCCAAAUUUUACUGACAACAUGGAGGAGGAUACUGAUGACGAAGGUCUUGAAGAGGAGGAGGAUGAUGACAGUGCAAAUGAAUAUACAGAUGAUGAAGAUGUCAGCUGGAAAGUUCGGAGAGCAGCAGCUAAAUGCUUAGCAGCAUUGAUUGUUUCUCGUCCUGAGAUCUUGUCAAAGCUGUAUGAUGAGGCUUGUCCAAAACUAAUAGACAGAUUCAAAGAAAGGGAAGAAAAUGUCAAGAUGGAUGUAUUUAAUACUUUCAUUGAGCUCUUGCGUCAAACUGGAAAUGUCACAAAAGGGCAGAUUGAUGCAGAUGAAAUGAGUCCUCGAUGGUUGUUGAAGCAAGAAGUGUCAAAGAUUGUCAAAUCUAUAAAUAGGCAGUUGCGUGAGAAAUCUAUUAAGACAAAGGUUGGAGCCUUUUCUGUUUUGAAAGAACUUGUGGUUGUAUUACCCAACUGUCUUGCAGAUCACAUUGGGUCACUCAUUCCAGGAAUUGAAAAAGCAUUGAAUGACAAAUCAUCUACCUCAAAUUUGAAAAUUGAAGCCCUAACAUUUACAAGAUUGGUAUUAUCUUCACAUUCUCCUGAUGUUUUUCACCCUUACAUCAAGGCUCUUUCUGCCCCUGUUCUAUCAGCUGUUGGUGAGCGUUAUUACAAGGUCACUGCAGAGGCCUUGAGAGUAUGUGGAGAACUUGUUCGUGUUGUGCGGCCAAACAUUGAGGGGUCUGGUUUUGAUUUCAGACCAUAUGUUCAUCCCAUAUAUAAUGGCAUUAUGUCACGCUUAAUAAACCAAGAUCAGGAUCAGGAGGUUAAGGAGUGUGCUAUCUCCUGCAUGGGCCUCAUUGUGUCAACGUUUGGCGACCAUCUAAAUGCAGAAUUACCUGCAUGCCUUCCUGUGCUUGUUGAUCGGAUGGGAAAUGAGAUAACCCGACUUACUGCUGUCAAGGCAUUCGCUGUCAUUGCUGCUUCUCCACUUCGGGUGGAUCUAUCAUGUGUUCUAGAGCAUGUGGUAGCAGAGUUGACUGCAUUUCUUAGAAAAGCUAAUCGUGCUCUAAGGCAGGCUACCUUGGGAACCUUAAAUUCACUUAUAGUUGCUUAUGGCGAUAAGAUUAUGUUGUCUGCUUAUGAAGUUAUUAUCAUAGAACUGUCAGGACUAAUUAGUGAUUCUGACUUGCAUAUGACAGCUCUUGCCCUGGAACUCUGCUGCACAUUAAUGGGUGACAAGAGGUCAAAUCAAAGUAUUGGCUUGGCUGUUAGAAACAAAGUUCUUCCUCAAGCUUUAACAUUAAUUAAAAGCUCACUGUUGCAGGGGCAAGCACUUAUGGCUUUGCAAAACUUUUUUGCUGCUUUAGUCUAUUCUGCAAAUACUAGUUUUGAUUCUCUGCUGGAGUCACUACUAGCCUGUGCUAAGCCUUCUCCACAGUCUGGUGGCAUUGCUAAACAAGCUUUGCAUUCAAUAGCUCAGUGUGUUGCUGUUCUAUGCCUUGCUGCUGGUGAUCAGAAGUGUUCAUCUACUGUGAAAAUGCUUACUGACAUUCUCAAGGAUGACAGCAGUUCUAACUCAGCUAAGCAGCACCUUGCCCUUUUAUGCUUGGGGGAGAUUGGUAGAAGGAAGGAUCUAAGUUCACAUGCACACAUAGAAAAUAUUGUUAUUGAAUCUUUUCAGUCCCCUUUUGAAGAGAUAAAGUCUGCUGCCUCAUACGCUCUUGGUAACAUUGCUAUUGGUAAUCUUCCAAAAUACUUGCCAUUUAUCUUGGAUCAGAUUGAUAAUCAGCAGAAGAAACAAUAUCUCUUGCUUCAUUCUUUGAAAGAGGUAAUUGUCAGACAAUCUGUGGAUAAAGCAGAGUUUCAAGAGUCCAGUGUGGAGAAAAUACUUAAUUUACUCUUCAACCACUGUGAAAGUGAGGAAGAGGGAGUGCGCAAUGUAGUGGCGGAGUGUUUGGGCAAAAUUGCUCUUAUUGAGCCUGUAAAACUCAUCCCUGCACUCAAGGUAAGAACAACCAGCCCAGCUGCAUUUACUCGAGCUACUGUUGUCAUUGCUGUGAAGUACUCUAUAGUUGAGCGUCAAGAGAAGAUAGAUGAGAUUAUAUACCCUGAAAUAUCUUCAUUUCUGAUGCUUAUCAAGGAUAAUGAUAGGCAUGUUAGGCGAGCUGCUGUUUUGGCUCUCAGCACAUUUGCACACAAUAAGCCAAAUCUCAUCAAGGGGCUUCUUCCUGAUCUGCUGCCUCUUCUAUAUGAUCAAACUAUUGUUAAGCAAGAGCUCAUAAGGACAGUUGAUCUUGGUCCUUUCAAGCAUAUUGUGGAUGAUGGACUUGAAUUGAGGAAGGCGGCUUUUGAAUGUGUAGACACAUUACUGGAUAGUUGCCUUGAUCAAGUGAACCCGUCAUCAUUCAUUGUUCCUUAUCUUAAAUCUGGUUUGGAUGAUCAUUAUGAUGUUAAAAUGCCAUGCCACCUGAUACUCUCGAAACUAGCUGACAAGUGUCCUUCUGCAGUCUUGGCAGUGUUAGAUUCAUUGGUUGAUCCUCUCCAGAAGACUAUUAAUUUUAAGCCAAAGCAAGAUGCUGUUAAGCAAGAAGUAGAUCGUAAUGAAGACAUGAUUCGAAGCGCACUCCGAGCUAUUGCAUCCUUGAAUCGCAUAAGUGGAGGAGAUUGCAGUGUCAAGUUCAAGAAUCUUAUGAACGAAAUAUCAAAAUCACAAACUCUCUGGGAUAAAUAUUAUUCAAUCCGCAAUGAAUGAUUCACAUACAGUCUUAAUUUUUCUCUCUAUCAUAGUUCUGGAAUGAGUGUUCAAAUAUUACUUGCCGAGACAUCUCCGCUAGUUGAUGCAAGGGGUCUGGAAAACUAGUUAAUUUCAUUAUAACAUAGGAGAUUUAGAUUCAAGCAAUCGGAAUACUAGUGGUGAUUUCUUGUAUAGGAUGAAAGAUUUUGCCUUUUUCUGUAGCUACAUUAUCUCAUUGGUGGCCCCCUAUCGUCCAGGGAAAAAAUUGGAACCAAAAAAGAAAAGAAAUUAAGAUACUAAGGAAUCAUUUGAGUAUUUUUGUCAUAAUUUUUUCUUGCCGGUUAA